AACGACUCUAAGCUCUACUACUCCUUCAAAUUACCCAUCCUUAAACUCUUUCCUUCUUUCCUCUUCACAACAUGACUAGUACUAGUGAUUGGCUAAACUUCCACCAAUCCUCCUCCGCGCUCACGGACCAAGCGGAGACACCCUAUAGCGCCUCCCCGGCCUCCGACACCUUUUUCUCGGGUCGUGCUUCAGAUCCCACAACAUCAACCAUGAGCCCUAAUACAACCUCACCUCAGACUGGCCCGGCCCAACUAGGCCCAUCACCAGGCCGGGUCAACAAGCCCGUUCGUAAGCGGACUCGGGCGUCCCGACGCACCCCCACUACACUCCUAAACACCGAUACCACCAACUUCCGAGCCAUGGUCCAGCAAUUCACGGGCGGGCCGAGCAACAACUUUGAUAUUUCUGGGCCAGGCUCGCAAAUAUACGGACAGGGUUAUGGUAUCCAGCUUCCAGUGGCCCAAAUACAACAACAAAUAAUAGGCCCGGUACGAUAUUCCAUCUCAUCAAGCAACGAUAACAAUAAUAAUGAUAAUAUGAACAUUAUGCUCAUGCAAAGGAUGGGAGAAGUUUAUAAUACUAAUGAAGGAAGAACUAAUACUAACGUGAAUAUGAGCUUAAACGGGCCGAACAACGGGUCAUCAUCAAGUGAGAACAGAAGCAACACUAUUUUCCAUUUUUAACUUCAAAUUAAUUAAGUUUUUUUUUUUUUAGUAAAAAAACUUUUUCAUUCAAGGGUAGUUUGUUUUUAAUUAAUUUUUUCAUAGGCGGUCAGAAAAACUCCAAUUACAAUAUUAAAAAAAACCAUGGAACAAAUAGGCAACUCGAAAUUCUCUUCUUAAAGUCACUUUAAGUGGAGUAAUAGAAAGUAGAAAAAGAAAAAAAGAGGUUUGGUAGAGUUUGGUAAGCUGACCUUUUGGAAUAUUUCAAAGAAUCCAGAAACACACGGAUGACCUUCGUUGUUUUUCUUUUAUUUUUUUUUUUCUCCUUUUUCUAAUUACAAUACUUUUUUUAUUUAUCUUUAUUUUAUUUUAUUUUAUUUUUGUCCAAAAAUUAUUAGGACUUAUAAUUACUUUUAUUGGGGUUAUUGGUAUGUUUGACUAAGGUAGAAGUGAUAAUCUCUUAAUAUCAAUUUUAUUGAUUCUCUAGCUUCUUUUUUUCUUUUUUGUUUUGUUCUUCCCUUUGUGGUGGGACGAUGUUAGGGAAUUGAACAUGCGUCAAAUGCGUAAUUGAACUCUUUUUUUUUUUUUUUUUUUUUUUUUUUUUUUUUUUGGGUUGUUGCCCAAGUUUAUAAUACUUGAUAAUUGAUCUAUAAGGGUUUGUUUUAAUCAUUUUAUAAUAAGAAUGUCUUUACUUUCAUUAUUUGAACAUCUUAUUCUUCAUUAAUAUUUAGCUACAAGGGAGUAUGACUAUUUUCAAUGUUAUUGUGUAGGACUCUCAUUAUUGUAAAUUUUAUUUUUGAGAAUACUGGAGAGUUAUAUAUUCAAUACUAAUUAUAUUUUAUCAUUUUUAAAAAAUUAGAUUAGUUUAAUAGUAAUUACAUAUGCUAACUCUGGAGGUUGCUUCUCAUCGAUGAUUUAGAGAAUUAGAUCAUUAGCUUGUAUUUUGCUUUAUUUUCUUAGGGCUUUCUUUUCCUCCUUUGCACAUAAAAAGUAAGGGUAAGGGCUGCAACCCUUUAUAGAAGAUAGGGAGUUUUUUACAUACUAAUGCAUUGUAUAAGGUGGGAGAUGUUUUUUCUAUUCUUGUAUUGUAUUGUAUUUACUUUUUUAGUGAAAUGAAAAUAGUCCUAUUUAGUUUUUGAUCAUUAUUCACUUAUCACUCUUAAUUUAUAUUUUUUUCUUUUUAAUCUAUAAGUUAAAACAUAUUCAUGUGCAUAGUUAUUAGAAUCCCAAUUCUGAUCUACGGUGCUACCAUCUUAAAAUCCAAAAAUAGGUGACCGUUCCGAAUUGUAGCUAGAAUUUGAAUAUAGUAGAAUCAUAUCAUUCUACUUAGCUCAAGAAUUUAGGUGGAGGAUCAUAACACGAUUCUACAAUCCUACAAUCUAGCGAUCCUAUCGUACAUAGUUAGUUUCAAUCAUAAAAAAAUUUCAUAUAAUACAUAUUUCACUUACGAAUAAAUAUAUAUUUAGAAUAAUUAUAUCAAUAACUUUAUAAAAUUCU
Amaranthus tricolor (Joseph's coat) is the source of this 2159-nucleotide messenger RNA. Its product is annotated as VQ motif-containing protein 22-like. The record is from RefSeq and is a predicted model, not a curated record. NCBI's taxonomy places the organism in Eukaryota, Viridiplantae, Streptophyta, Magnoliopsida, Caryophyllales, Amaranthaceae. The transcript has a single exon. The coding region runs from base 72 to 683 and encodes 203 amino acids.